Molecule: messenger RNA, 951 nt
Organism: Cavia porcellus (domestic guinea pig)
Lineage: Eukaryota; Metazoa; Chordata; Mammalia; Rodentia; Caviidae
Product: olfactory receptor 9S13-like
Exons: 1
Coding region: 1-951 (316 amino acids)
Biological process (GO): G protein-coupled receptor signaling pathway
Cellular component (GO): membrane
Molecular function (GO): odorant binding; olfactory receptor activity; G protein-coupled receptor activity
Source: RefSeq, a predicted model, not a curated record
AUGACGACCCACAGACAUGGAAAUCUCUCAAUAGUGCCCUUGUGGGAGUUUGUGCUGGAAGGGUUCAGGGGAGGUGUGGAGACCCAGGCCCUGCUCUUUGCUCUGUUCCUGGUCCUGUACAUAGUGACCAUCGUGGGCAACCUCACCAUGAUCGUCGUCAUCACCCUGGAUGCCCGCCUGCACUCCCCCAUGUACUUCUUCCUCAAGAACCUGUCCUUCCUGGACCUCUGCUACUCAUCUGUCAUCACCCCUAACACUCUGGCCAAUUUCUUCUCCUCCUCCAAGGUCAUCAGUUUUGCAGGCUGCGCCACUCAGCUCUGCUUUUUCUCACUACUUGUCACCACUGAGGGCUUGCUCCUGGGGGUCAUGGCUUACGACCGCUUCAUGGCCAUCUGCAGCCCCCUGAGCUAUGGCAUGACCAUGUGUCCCAAAAGAUGCACCCGUCUGGUGCUGGGAACCUACUGCGGAGGCUGCCUCAACUCCAUUGCGCAGACCAGCCUCACGUUCCAGCUCCCCUUCUGCAGCUCCAACCGCAUCAACCACUUCUUCUGUGAUGUGCCCCCACUGCUGCAGCUCGCCUGUGCUGACACAGCUCUCAAUGAACUGGUCAUGUUUGCCAUCUGUGGGCUCAUUAUUGUGGGCACCACUCUUGUGGUCCUCAUCUCUUAUGGCUACAUCACAGUGACCAUCCUCAGGAUGCAUUCAGAGUCGGGGAGGGUAAAGGUUUUCUCUACCUGUGUUUCUCACAUAACAGCCGUGUCCCUGUUCAUUGGGACCGUGUUUGUCAUGUAUGCACAGCCAGGGGCAGUGGAGUCCAUGGAGCAGGGCAAGGUGAUCUCCAUCUUCUACACCCAGGUCAUCCCUAUGCUCAACCCCCUCAUCUACAGCCUGCGGAAUCAGGAUGUAAAGGAUGCCCUGCGAAGGCUGGGACAGAGACAAGUGGCCCUAUGA